Molecule: messenger RNA, 1837 nt
Organism: Trypanosoma cruzi
Lineage: Eukaryota; Euglenozoa; Kinetoplastea; Trypanosomatida; Trypanosomatidae
Product: kinesin, putative
Exons: 1
Biological process (GO): microtubule-based movement
Molecular function (GO): microtubule binding; microtubule motor activity; ATP binding
Source: RefSeq, a predicted model, not a curated record
UGUGGUUGACGCCAUUGUAGAGAAGCGGUCGUAUGUGCCCUACCGUGAUGCAAAACUUACACGUAUUCUGCGCAACUGUCUUGGUGGGUCCGGCAUGACGUUUAUUCUCUGUUGCAUUAAUCCCUCCCAUGAAAACUUUGAGCAAACAGUUGCCAGCCUGCGAUUCACGCAACGUGCCAUGAAGAUCAAGAACGACCCCGUGAUGGUGCUCAAUAUGCCGCCACUUUUCACGCAUCAAUACGAAGCGGGUGCGAUGGGACUUGUGCAGGGGUUUCGCGAAUUAUGUGAUGCGUACUAUCAGCGUGGGAUCAGAGAUGCUUUUAUGUACACCACCAGCACAGUCUCAUCCAUUGUGACCCACUUUGACGGCCAGGUAUCGGAUUCAUUGCAUGCCAUGGCUAAUGCCCAACGUCUUCUCAUUGCACACGACCACGCCAUGGCGGUGGAUCAGGUGGGGCGAUUAUACAACCAACUUCACGAGGUUACGCGCCAGCGUCUACAAAGUAAAGAAAUUGAGGAACAUGAGCGGAAGCGGCAGCGUGAGACGGAGGAGGAGGUUGAAAUUAGAAGGGCAAAAAUUGCCCGGUUGGAGGCCGAUGUGAAGGAGAAGGAUGCUGACGUUGACACCGAGCUGGCUGGAUGGGAGUACCAACUUUAUGAGGCUCGACAGCGUCGUGUGACGCCAUUAGAGUUGCUUUUAUCUUCAGAACGAUCCAAACGAUGCCGCCUGCAAUAUGAGUGGGCUGUUUGUAUGGAGCGUAUUGCUGCACGGUGUGUUCCCACAAUUAUAUCCCUUGGCCCCGUCACUCCACCAGUGGCAGAUAAAAAUACCGCCUUGCAACAACUGCGGCAGCAACUCCAGCAGUCUCAGCGAGAACUAGCGGACCUCACUGUGGCACAUGACAUGAUUAAGGGAGACCUACCGGAACUGCGGCGCAAGGCUGAGGAGAACUCAUGCGUUUCCACGAUUUCGCCAGCCGCGUCGCUAUCGCCGCAGCCGCGUCCGCAUGGUGUUUCCAUUGCCACAGAGGCAACAGAUGAAGAAAUAGACCAACGUAUACGAGAACUAGAGGGAGAAGAAAAGGCGUUGAUGUCACGCGCAGUUCACGUGGCUCGUUGUGAGAGCACUCGUCGUCUUCGGGAAACGUUAAAACCGCCGCGUUCACGCACGCCCCCGACAAUGCGCUCUGCCGUGCGCCACGACAACUUUUCGCCUCCAAAAGAACAACAGACACCAAUGGCAGACAUGUAUUCUGGAAAUACCCGUGGGGAUUGUGGCCGCCACGUGAGUCCGGUACAACAACGUAGUCCAACGCCACGCACCGCUCGCACCAUCUUUCCCAUAGCAGAGGAGAGCUCUGGGGUGGAGACGUUUGUGGUCUCAGAAAAAAGUGCGUCACCGAAAAAUGAACAGCUUACAGAUGGAGUCCGUAGAGCAUUAGGCCUCUUGAGGGAUGUCCGGAGCAAACUGAUGAAUCACACACGCGGUCGACAACGACGGGCGGAAGCUGCUGAUAGACCCACCGCUUCUCCUCCUGUGGAUGCUGCUGAGAAUUAUGCAAACUUUUCUGCGCCCGUUAACGCUCGUUCGAGUUCACGCCGAUGCCGCCGCGUAGGAUCUCAUGCACGACAGGAUGAAAACAUGACUUUGGCAGAGAUGUACAUGCAGCGUGAUGAGGGGAAGGGACACGAGGCAGUCGUUGGUAUUGCAGCCCGGAGGCGUAUUGAAAAGGCCCCUCUUCGGCCGAAUGCUGAGCGUGCGUUGUGGCGCAUGUCUAUUUCUCCCACAAGCCCUUUUGUGGAGAUGAAGUCACGUAGCCGUUCUAACCGUGGCUGA